Molecule: messenger RNA, 1498 nt
Organism: Magnolia sinica
Lineage: Eukaryota; Viridiplantae; Streptophyta; Magnoliopsida; Magnoliales; Magnoliaceae
Product: probable purple acid phosphatase 20
Exons: 5
Coding region: 53-1321 (422 amino acids)
Molecular function (GO): acid phosphatase activity; metal ion binding
Source: RefSeq, a predicted model, not a curated record
UGCCAUUAAAAGUCCAUUACGCUUCUCCUCUAUUCCGAUCCAUAUCUCCGCCAUGUCUCUUCGGAGCCUCUUUUUUGCAUUAGUUUUGGCAGCGGCAUUCCUUCAUGCCGUGCUUUCUUACGAGCGUCCGUUGCCGCGGGAAACCCUUUCAUUGCCGCUUAAAGACAUGGAUCCCACCUCGCCACAACAGGUUCAUGUAUCUUUGGUGGGUGGUGACAAGAUGAGAAUAUCGUGGAUAACAGAGGGUGAAUCUCCGGCACUAAUAAAGUAUGGUACGUCUAGUGGUGUGCAUAGCUUCUCUGCCACAGGGACAACAUCAACGUAUUCGUAUAUACUGUACAAGUCGGGACAAAUACAUGACGUGGUCACAGGUCCUUUGAAGCCGAAUACAGUGUACUAUUAUCAAUGUGGGUCAUCUUCGGCUCCUGAGUUCAGAUUUAAAACACCACCGGCUCAGCUCCCCAUCAAAUUCGCUGUCGUAGGGGAUCUGGGCCAGACCGGGUGGACCAACUCGACCCUCCAGCACAUUGACAGCUCAAACUACGACGUCCUUCUCUUGCCUGGGGACUUGUCAUACGCCGACUUCAACCAGCCACUUUGGGAUUCAUUUGGACGGCUGGUGGAACCGCUAGCAAGUCAACGACCCUGGAUGGUCACACAAGGCAAUCAUGAGAUCGAGACGAUCCCCAUUGUCGAAGGACAUGCAUUCAAGUCGUAUAACGCAAGGUGGCGUAUGCCAUUCGAGGAAUCUGGGUCCAACUCAAACCUGUACUACUCUUUCGACGUCGCUGGGAUUCAUGUGAUCAUGUUGGGGUCUUACACCGACUUUGAUACUAACUCACAUCAGUACAAGUGGCUCAAAGCUGACUUGGCUAAGGUGGAUAGGGGUAGGAGUCCUUGGCUGGUUGCUCUGAUUCAUGCACCCUGGUAUAAUUCCAACACUGCUCAUCAAGGGGAAGGGGACAGCAUGAGAGAAGCCAUGGAAGAUUUGAUUUAUAAUGCCCGUGUCGACAUCGUCUUUGCAGGGCAUGUCCAUGCCUAUGAACGCUUCGAUCGUGUACAUGGAGGCAAAGCAGACCUUUGUGGUCCUAUGCAUAUCACCAUUGGCGAUGGCGGCAACAGAGAAGGCUUAGCCAGCAAGUAUCUGGACCCCAAGCCUGAAAUAUCCAUCUUCAGAGAGGCGAGUUUUGGGCACGGUCAGUUUGAGGUGGCUAACAGAAGCCAUGCCUUGUGGACUUGGCAUAGGAACGACGAUGAUUUGUCCGUUGCGGCCGACACCAUUUGGCUCAAAAGCCUUGCAUCCGAGCCUGCUUGUCAGUAGGCACAUCGUUGAACCAAAAAUGGGACUUUAGUCAUGCUAUACCAGAUUCGGUUACCUACUCAAAAAUGCAUUUGAGGAGAUUGAGAGAUGACAUGGACUGAGAAUAUCUUCUUGUAGUCAGGAGAAGUUCGUUGUAAUGGCUCGUUGGCUUUAUAAUACAUAUACCAGUUGCUUUUU